AAUCAACAAUAAUAAUAUAACCUAAGUGAUAUUUAUACAUAAAUAUAUGUGGUAUUCAUACAAACAAAACGUUUACAAAUAUUUGUAUUUUGGAGUUUCGUAAGUAGAAUUUUGUUUUAAAAAACAAUAAAAUUUUAUAAAUAACAGUUCGAAUUUGUGUAAAUAAUAAUAAUAAAAAUAUAUAAUGGUGGGUCACGAAAAUAAAAAAAUACGCAGAAGUAGAUCUCGUGAACGUCUGCAUGAUCGUCGUGAACGUCGCCGAUCUCGUAGCAGAUCUAAGGAACGUAAGAAAGAUUUAUCAUCACGCAAAAGAUCACGAUCGCGCGAACGAGAUCGUUCAAGAGAACGAGAACGCGAUCGCUCAAGAGAAAGAGAACGUGACCGUGAACGAAAUCACGACCGUAAUGAACGUGGACGUUCACGCGAACGUCGGGACACAAACGUCAAAGAUAAAGAUAAAGACAAUAAAGAGCCUGGGACAAAAGCAGCCCAAGAAAAAACACGUAAGCCGAGUCCGAUAUUUAUAAUCGACGAUGACCCGAAAAAAGAUUCCGCUGGAGAGAAUAAAGAGAAGAAAGACGACGAAGAGGACGAAGACAAAUCGAAAAAUAAUAAACGAGAGCCGCUCAGUCUGGAAGAAUUGCUGGCGAAGAAAAAAGCCGAAGAGGAGGCGCGAUCUAAGCCAAAGUUUCUGUCCAAAGAAGAACGGGCAGCUCUGGCUCUGAAGAAACGACAGGAAGAAGUUGAAAAUUUACGGAAACAGCAGCAGGAAGACAGGAAGAAUGCGGGUAUCGAUGCUGGUUCGUCAAAAGACCCCCGGGAUUGGGAUGACCGGGACCGCAGGCGCGACAGUCAGCGCAGAGAAGAAGAAAAUAAAGACAAAGACAAAGAGAAAGAGGUCGAGGCCAUCAAGGAACGGUACCUGGGUCUAAUAAAGAAGAAACGUCGGGUUCGUCGGCUCAAUGACCGUAAAUUUGUCUUUGACUGGGACACUUCUGAGGACACUUCAGUGGACUACAACAACAUCUACAAGGAACGUCACCAGGUUCAAUUCUUCGGGCGCGGUAACAUCGCGGGGAUUGACAUCAAAGCACAGAAGCGGGACCAGAGCAAAUUUUACGGAGAGCUGCUGGAGAAAAGACGGACUGAAGCUGAGAAAGAGCAGGAGAAGAUGCGGCUCAAAAAGGUCAAACGUAAAGAAGAAAAACAGAAGUGGGAUGACCGGCACUGGUCCGAGAAAGCUCUCAAUGAAAUGACAGAACGGGACUGGCGGAUAUUCCGCGAGGAUUACAACAUUACUAUCAAAGGUGGCAGGAUUCCUGACCCAAUAAGAUCAUGGAAAGAGUCCGGAUUUCCUAAAGAAAUUCUUGACAUCAUCGACAAGGUCGGCUACAAAGAUCUUACGCCGAUUCAGCGGCAAGCGAUACCGAUUGGUCUGCAGAACCGCGACAUUAUCGGUGUCGCUGAGACCGGGUCCGGUAAGACGCUGGCGUUCUUGAUUCCUCUUUUACUCUGGAUCACAAGUCUGCCGAAGAUCGAGCGGCUGGAAGAAGCUGACCAGGGUCCUUACAGUAUAAUUCUCGCUCCGACUCGUGAGUUGGCCCAGCAGAUUGAGGAAGAGACGAAUAAAUUCGGGCAGCCGCUUGGUAUCCGAACUGUCGUCGUCGUUGGAGGUCUUUCCAGAGAAGAACAGGGUUUCAGAUUGCGCAUGGGCUGUGAAAUAGUAAUCGCGACUCCUGGACGGUUGAUUGAUGUCCUGGAAAACCGGUACCUUGUUCUCAAUCAGUGCACGUACAUUGUACUGGACGAGGCAGAUCGUAUGAUUGACAUGGGUUUCGAGCCCGAUGUCCAGAAGAUCUUGGAGUACAUGCCGGUGACCAACUUGAAGCCCGACAACGAGGAUGCGGAGAACGAAGAGAAGCUGCUGGCUAAUUAUAAUACCAAGAAGAAGUACCGGCAGACUGUGAUGUUCACCGCGACGAUGCCUCCGGCUGUUGAAAGACUGGCGCGCACUUACCUACGCAGACCUGCUGUUGUCUAUAUUGGCAGCGUUGGUAAACCUACGGAGAGAACGGAACAAAUUGUCCAUAUUAUGGGAGAGGCUGACAAGAGACGGAAGCUCAUGGAGAUUCUUCACAGAGGCGUCGAGCCGCCGGUUAUUAUUUUCGUCAACCAGAAGAAAGGUGCCGACGUUCUUGCUCGGGGCUUGGAGAAAAUUGGGUUCAAUGCGUGUACACUUCAUGGAGGUAAAGGACAGGAGCAGAGAGAGUACGCCCUGGCAUCUCUUAAAGGUGGCAGCAAAGACAUAUUGGUGGCGACUGACGUUGCUGGACGUGGUAUUGAUAUUAAAGAUGUAUCGAUGGUCAUUAAUUAUGAUAUGGCCAAAACUAUUGAAGAUUACACCCAUCGUAUUGGUAGAACAGGACGUGCAGGCAAAGCCGGUUUGGCGAUAUCAUUUUGUACUAAAGAUGACAGUCACCUGUUCUACGACCUCAAGCAAACGAUUUUAGGAAGUCCAAUAUCAACAUGUCCACCAGAGCUACUAAAUCAUCCAGAGGCACAGCACAAGCCUGGCACCGUCGUAACGAAAAAACGUCGCGAAGAAAAAAUAUUUGCGUAAAAUU
This is a messenger RNA of Microplitis mediator, 2624 nucleotides long. Its product is annotated as probable ATP-dependent RNA helicase DDX23. Gene Ontology annotation, molecular function: RNA helicase activity; RNA binding; ATP binding. Bases 185 to 2620 code for a protein of 811 amino acids. The record is from RefSeq and is a predicted model, not a curated record. The transcript is spliced from 3 exons. Gene Ontology annotation, biological process: mRNA splicing, via spliceosome. Gene Ontology annotation, cellular component: catalytic step 2 spliceosome. Lineage: Eukaryota; Metazoa; Arthropoda; Insecta; Hymenoptera; Braconidae.